Molecule: messenger RNA, 900 nt
Organism: Perognathus longimembris pacificus (Pacific pocket mouse)
Lineage: Eukaryota; Metazoa; Chordata; Mammalia; Rodentia; Heteromyidae
Gene: Jmjd8
Product: jumonji domain containing 8
Exons: 9
Coding region: 36-842 (268 amino acids)
Cellular component (GO): cytoplasm
Source: RefSeq, a predicted model, not a curated record
GCAGCAGGGCUCCCGGCGUGCUGCGCGGCGAGCUCAUGGCGUGCAGGGCGCUUCUCUGGGUGCUUGUUCUGUGGGCGCCGGCGGCCCCGGCUUGGCCCGGGGCUGGGGACGCGGGCGACGGUGGCUGGCGCUGGGAAGGGCCCUGGGCGGCCCUGGCUCCGGAGGAAGAGCGCUGUACCGUGGAGAGGCGGGCAGACCUCACCAACGCUGAGUUCGUGCAGCACUACGCCUUCCUGAGGCCGGUCAUCUUGAAGGGGACCACGGACAAUUCGAGGUUCCGGGCCUUGUGCUCCCGUGAAAGACUGCUGGCCUCAUUCGGGGACAACGUGGUUCGGCUGAGCACUGCCAACACAUACUCCUACCAGAAAGUGGACCUGCCCUUCCAGGAGUAUGUGAAGCAGCUGCUACACCCCCAGAACCCCGCCUCCCUAGGCAAUGACACCCUGUACUUCUUUGGGGACAACAACUUCACCGAGUGGGAAUCACUUUUUCGGCACUACACCCCACCUCCAUUUCGUCUGCUAGGAACCACUCCUGCUUACAGCUUUGGAAUUGCAGGAGCUGGUUCUGGGGUGCCCUUCCACUGGCACGGGCCUGGGUUCUCAGAGGUGAUCUACGGCCGAAAGCGCUGGUUCCUCUACCCACCUGAGAAAACACCCAAGUUCCAUCCCAACAAAACCACACUAGCCUGGCUCCAGGACAUAUACCCAGCCCUGGCACCAUUUGCACAGCCCCUGGAGUGCACAGUCCGGGCUGGUGAGGUGCUGUAUUUCCCUGACCGCUGGUGGCAUGCCACGCUCAACCUUGACACCAGUGUCUUCAUCUCUACUUUCCUUGGUUAGCCAGAGCAGACAGCUGGCCCACCUGUUACACCAGCAUGUGCCCACAUAGUGCUUACAG